Messenger RNA from Komagataella phaffii GS115, 1032 nucleotides. RefSeq lists its product as hypothetical. The transcript has a single exon. The record is from RefSeq and is a predicted model, not a curated record. The coding region runs from base 1 to 1032 and encodes 343 amino acids. Lineage: Eukaryota; Fungi; Ascomycota; Pichiomycetes; Pichiales; Pichiaceae.
AUGAGAAACCCGGAGCAUAGGUCAAGACGGCUGCUGUUCAAGAAUGUGGCCAACACAGCCAGCACAGUGGUUACUACUACCCUCCAAACACCCACCAAAGAGCAAUUUGACUUGGUGCUUACCGAUAAACAACAGAGGCUGAAUGACACGAUAAAUGCCAGAACAAUAACUCCUUCGCCGAAGUAUACGCUUAACUUGAACCAUAAGCCGUCAAAAUUGGAUUUAAUUGAUAGUUCAUUCACGUCUUUCCCAUUGGCUCCGCCCAGAGACAAUGAAACUGGGCAGGACUCCACGGUGUCUUCUGAUAUGGACGCCACGCCAGAGCCCAGAUAUGACUCUCCUUCCAUCAAAAAAAGAAUCCUAUCCACCUACUUGAAAGAAUUGAAAAGGAAUUCUUCAAGGCAUGAUGAGGACAUCACUUUGGUGGAAGAUUACAUCCCAAUGCCCAAGACGCUGGGAAAGAAAAGAGUUUCCAUUGUGGAUUUCAAACAGAGAAUGAAACGACAUCACACACAAAGCACAAUAUACGACGACUCUGGGAAUUGCCACCAACCAUCUAUAAUACCAGGGUUAUUCCAAUCAUCAUCAUUUGCAUCAUCAUUAACUCCCUUUGGGACUUCCAUUAACGAACUUCAAAAACCUCUUCAUGUCGACAAAUUCAACGAAACAGACCUCAAAUAUUGUGUUAUUUGUGAGAAGCCACUUUAUGAUCUCAGUUCACUGAUCCAAAACUGUCCAUAUAAGGAAAUUGUGUGUUCUGAUUGCAGAGCUAACUAUGAAGUAUAUUUCAAGGUUUUAGAGCAACUGGAAGCUGAAGAGGCAAGUAAUGGGUAUGACAGCGACGAUUCGAGGUUUUUCGUGGAGGAAAUGCCACCAGAGCAAUCUAAAGAGUAUCAGUUGAUUCAAGGGCUGAGGAAGAUCAAGGCUAUGGAUGAUCUUAGACGAGUCCAAUCACUGGACGAAAUUCAACGACGAUUUGGGGAAAAGGGAAACCUUUGGGAAUACAUUAAGAAUAGAUUAAAGAAACAGUGA